Lolium perenne is the source of this 1250-nucleotide messenger RNA. RefSeq lists its product as uncharacterized. NCBI's taxonomy places the organism in Eukaryota, Viridiplantae, Streptophyta, Magnoliopsida, Poales, Poaceae. The record is from RefSeq and is a predicted model, not a curated record.
UGUGGAGCAGAUGCUCCGGCGGGCCGAUUCCAUCCACCCAUUCCUCCUAUUUAGCUGCAUCUUCCCUGAAUCCAUCCUCCUGUCACUACUAGCGAUCAUCGAUCAUAGUGCUUUCAGAGUUUGAUUGAUUUGGUGGUGAAGCCGAGGAACCGGAGUGGAAGCUCUUGCUUCCAGCCAGGUCUCCGGAGCUUCGAUCCUCAGGAAAAAAUGGCCCUCCCGUCGCCGGCCGGCAUCGCGAAGCCCAGGGUUCACCUGCUAUUCAACCACAGACGCGCUAGCUCGUCCGUCACUUGCUGCAGCUACAACGGGCGGUCAUCUGAGCCCGAGGACGGAGCGGCGCCGUCCACGGACGCCGCCGACUGGCGGUCGUUCCGAGCGAAGCUCGUUCUUAAAGAGCAGUACGCGAAGAGCGUCAACCCGGCGGCCGCGGCCAUGCCGUCGCAACCGCCGCCGAAGAUCGCAGACAAGUGGGCGCACCCGCUGAUGGAGCCGGAGAAGGGGUGCCUGCUGAUCGCGACGGAGAAGCUGGACGGGUCGCACAUCUUCGAGCGCACGGUGAUCCUCCUACUCUCCGCCGGGGUGCUGGGCCCCGUGGGCGUGAUCCUGAACCGCCCGUCGCUCAUGUCCAUCAAGGAGGCGCAGUCCAUCUUCGCGGAGACGGACAUCGCCGGCGCCUUCUCGGGCCGCCCGCUCUUCUUCGGCGGGCCGCUGGAGGAGUGCUUCUUCCUGCUGGGACCGCGGGAGGCCGGCGCCGACGACGUGGUCGGCAGGACGGGGCUGUUCGACGAGGUGAUGCCGGGCCUGCACUACGGCACGCGGGAGAGCGUGGGGUGCGCCGCGGAGCUUGUGAAGCGCGGGGUGGCCAGCGUCCGGGACUUCCGCUUCUUCGACGGGUUCUGCGGGUGGGAGCGGGAGCAGCUGCGGGACGAGGUGAACGCCGGGUUGUGGCGCGUCGCCGCCUGCAGCCCCGCCGUGCUCAGGCUCACCAGCGUCGUCAAGGGCGGGCUCUGGGAGGAGGUGCAGGAGCUCGUCGGAAAGAGGAGGGUCUGGUGACUUGACUUGUACACGUCAUUUUCAUUUUGUUAUUAUUACUGUCUCGGGGUGGCAUUGUAAUUAAGAAAACGUGCAGCCACAACAAGCCCGCAACUGUCUAUCAGUGACAACUAAUUAACAAAAAUCUACAUAUAUAUUUGUUGCAUGCACAUUGUACAUAUUUGGCACGGAACAUAUUGAAAAUAGUUUUCCCAUCA